Messenger RNA from Closterium sp. NIES-65, 2019 nucleotides. Lineage: Eukaryota; Viridiplantae; Streptophyta; Zygnematophyceae; Desmidiales; Closteriaceae. The record is from the annotation of a GenBank genome assembly.
AUGCCACUGAUGAUGACCUCCUCUCUGCCAUCCCAUGUGCUACCACCCUCUCUGCCAUCUCAUGUGCUCACCACCCUCUUUGCCAUGUCAUGUGCUCACCACCCUCUCUGCCAUGUCAUGUGCUCACCACCCUCUCUGUCAUCUCAUGUGCGCACCACCCUCUCUGCCAUCUCAUGUGCUCACCACCCUCUCUGCCAUGUCAUGUGCUCACCACCCUCUCUGUCAUCUCAUGUGCGCACCACCCUCUCUGCCAUCUCAUGUGCUCACCACCCUCUCUGCCAUGUCAUGUGCUCACCACCCUCUCUGCCAUCUCAUGUGCGCACCACCCUCUCUGCCAUCUCAUGUGCUCACCACCCUCUCUGCCAUGUCAUGUGCUCACCACCCUCUCUGCCAUCUCAUGUGCUCACCACCCUCUCUGCCAUCUCAUGUGCUCACCACCCUCUCUGCCAUCUCAUGUGCUCACCACCCUCUCUGCCAUCUCAUGUGCUCACCACCCUCUCUGCCUUAUCAUGCCUACCCGUGCUGAUUUUUGUGGUUGCGGACAAGCUCGGGGACCUCCAGCUGAGCGCCAUUCGAGCAUACCUCGAAUGCCACGAACAAUCAGAAUUUUCUAUCCCACUGCCAUCAUCAACAUCCCUGCCCUCCCAUGCCAUCAUCAACAUAUCUGCCCUCCCAUGCCAUCAUCAACAUAUCUGCCCUCCCAUGCCAUCAUCAACAUCCCUGCCCUCCCAUGCCAUCAUCAACAUCCCUGCCCUCCCAUGCCAUCAUCGACAUAUCUGCCCUCCCAUGCCAUCAUCAACAUAUCUACCCUCCCAUGCCAUCAUCAACAUCCCUGCCCUCCCAUGCCAUCAUCAACAUAUCUGCCCUCCCAUGCCAUCAUCAACAUAUCUGCACUCCCAUGCCAUCAUCAACAUCCCUGCCCUCCCAUGCCAUCAUCAACAUAUCUGCCCUCCCAUGCCAUCAUCAACAUCCCUGCCCUCCCAUGCCAUCAUCAACGUAUCUGCCCUCCCAUGCCAUCAUCAACAUCCCUGCCCUCCCAUGCCAUCAUCAACAUCCCUGCCCUCCCAUGCCAUCAUCAACAUAUCUGCCCUCCCAUGCCAUCAUCAACAUCCCUGCCCUCCCAUGCCAUCAUCAACAUCCCUGCCCUCCCAUUCCAUCAUCAACAUGUCUGCCCUCCCAUGCCAUCAUCAACAUCCCUGCCCUCCCAUGCCAUCAUCAACAUAUCUGCCCUCCCAUGCCAUCAUCAACAUCCCUGCCCUCCCAUGCCAUCAUCAACAUAUCUGCCCUCCCAUGCCAUCAUCAACAUCCCUGCCCUCCCAUGCCAUCAUCAACAUAUCUGCCCUCCCAUGCCAUCAUCAACAUAUCUGCCCUCCCAUGCCAUCAUCAACAUCCCUGCCCUCCCAUGCCAUCAUCAACAUCCCUGCCCUCCCAUGCCAUCAUCAACAUAUCUGCCCUCCCAUGCCAUCAUCAACAUCCCUGCCCUCCCAUGCCAUCAUCAACAUCCCUGCCCUCCCAUGCCAUCAUCAACAUAUCUGCCCUCCCAUGCCAUCAUCAACAUCCCUGCCCUCCCAUGCCAUCAUCAACAUAUCUGCCCUCCCAUGCCAUCAUCAUAAACCCUGCCCUCCCAUGCCAUCAUCAACGUAUCUGCCCUCCCAUGCCAUCAUCAACAUCCCUGCCCUCCCAUGCCAUCAUCAACAUCCCUGCCCUCCCAUGCCAUCAUCAACAUAUCUGCCAUCCCAUGCCAUCAUCAACAUCCCUGCCCUCCCAUGCCAUCAUCAACAUAUCUGCCCUCCCAUGCCAUCAUCAACAUCCCUGCCCUCCCACGCCAUCAUCAACAUCCCUGCCCUCCCAUGCCAUCAUCAACAUGUCUGCCAUCCCAUGCCAUCAUCAACAUCUUUGCCAUCCCAUGCCAUCAUCAAAAUCCCUGCCCGCUCAUGCCAUCGUCGCCAUCUCUGCCCUUCCACGCCUCCAUCAAUCUCCAUGCCAUCCCAUGCCAUCAUCAUCCUCUCCACUCUCUGA